Messenger RNA from Megalobrama amblycephala (Wuchang bream), 3128 nucleotides. Its product is annotated as cytochrome P450 2J2-like. The transcript is spliced from 9 exons. NCBI's taxonomy places the organism in Eukaryota, Metazoa, Chordata, Actinopteri, Cypriniformes, Xenocyprididae. Gene Ontology annotation, cellular component: cytoplasm; intracellular membrane-bounded organelle. The record is from RefSeq and is a predicted model, not a curated record. Gene Ontology annotation, biological process: xenobiotic metabolic process. Gene Ontology annotation, molecular function: oxidoreductase activity, acting on paired donors, with incorporation or reduction of molecular oxygen, reduced flavin or flavoprotein as one donor, and incorporation of one atom of oxygen; iron ion binding; heme binding. The coding region runs from base 114 to 1604 and encodes 496 amino acids.
UUAAUGCAAUGAGUAGAUCAUGUAAACAUCGUAAAAAAAUCUCGGGUUAUUUAUUCGCUGUAUACCUAAAUCCAAACACUGAACCUGCCUAACAGUCCAAAAAAAGCAGCACCAUGGACCUGUUGCGUCUUUAUGAGUGGAUCGAUAUCAAGGCUGUUUUGAUAUUUUCUUGUGUGUUUUUACUGUUGAGUGAUUAUAUCAGGCAUAAAGUGCCGAAAAACUUUCCUCCUGGACCAUGGGCUUUACCGAUCAUUGGACACCUUCACCGCAUCGAUUAUACGAAGAUUCAUCUUCAGAUGGCAAAGUUUGCAGAAAAAUAUGGAGACAUUUUACACAUUCGAAUUCUCGGACCAAGAAUUGUUAUUUUGAGCGGAUACAAAAGAGUGAAGGAGGUCUAUACACAACAGGGUGAUAACCUCGCUGAUCGUCCGGUGUUACCAAUGAUUAAUGACAUUUCCGAAGACAAAGGUUUAGUUGCUGCCAGUGGAUAUAAAUGGAAGCAACAGAGGAGAUUUGCACUCUCAACUCUUCGAAACUUCGGAUUGGGAAAGAAAAGCCUGGAGCCAUCUGUCCAUCUUGAAUGUCGCUUUCUGAAUGAGGCCUUUUCAAAUGAGAAUGGUCAACCCUUUGACCCUCAAAUCCUGCUGAACAAUGCUGUCUCAAAUGUGAUCUGUGUGCUUGUGUUUGGGAAUCGAUUUGAGUACAGUGACCAUGACUUCCAGUCUCUGUUGAAGAACAUCAAUGAAGCUGUCUUUCUGGAUGGAAGCUUCUGGGCUCAACUUUACAACUCCUUCCCAUGGCUCAUGCGGCGACUGCCUGGUCCACACAAGAAAAUGUCCGCUCUGUGGAAGAGAGUGAUUGACUUUGUCAAAGAGAAGGUGAAUGCACACAGAGUGAAUUUUGAUCCAUCAAAUCCAAGAGACUACAUUGACUGCUUCCUUGCCGAGAUGGAAAAACUUAAGGACGACACAGCCGCUGGGUUUGAUGUGGAGAACUUGUGCAUCUGUACUCUGGAUCUGUUUGUAGCGGGAACUGAGACCACCUCCACCACUCUGUACUGGAGUCUUCUCUACAUGAUCAAAUAUCCUGAGAUACAGGCCAAAGUUCAGGAGGAGAUUGAUCGUGUUGUGGGAGGGUCACGGCAGCCAUCUUUAUCAGACAGGGACAACAUGCCCUUCACCAAUGCUGUCAUUCAUGAGAUACAGAGGAUUGGAAAUAUCGCCCCAUUAAAUUUGCCACGUGCUACUGUGGAAGAUACUCAGAUAGGAAAAUACUUCCUUCCAAAGGGCACAGCUGUGAUUGGCAGUUUGACAUCAGUGCUGUUUGAUGAGUCCGAGUGGGAGACGCCUCACUCUUUUAACCCGGGUCACUUCCUGGAUGCUGAGGGCAAAUUUAGGAGGAGAGAUGCCUUUUUACCCUUUUCUUUAGGAAAGCGAGUGUGUCCUGGGGAGCAGCUGGCACGGAUGGAGCUGUUCCUGUUUUUCUCCUCUCUGCUGCAACGCUUCACUUUCUCUUCACCAGCAGGUGUGGAGCCCAAAUUGGAUUACAGAUUGGGGACCACUCGGUGUCCCAAACCAUAUAAAUUAUGUGCAGUAUCACGCUAAAGGCCCUGAUAUAGGCUAAUCACAGUGAAGUUAUUUUUCAUUCUUCACUUAGGGGUCUUAGAGGUCUUAGAUAGGCAAUGCAAACAAAUUUGUGAUACUGUAAAUACUAUAAAAACAUUUUGGAAAAUAAAGUAUUAAAACUCUAGAUUCACUUUCCUGCAGAUUUUAGCUGCCUCCAACCCUAAUACAGCUUUCUAGUAAUCUUGAAGACCUUGAUUAUCUUGCAUUGUUCAGAUAUGUUUGAUUAUUGUUGGAGACAAUAAUCAACAAAAGUGAAUCUUAAGGGCCAGAGUUGCCCACCCGCAGUAAAAUGUUUUGUAAUUUGCUUUGGACAAUAAACCGUUUGGAAAAUAUGGAAUAAUAUAAUGUAGAUUAUAAUUUGAGCUAAUGUAUACAUAUAGAAUGCUCUGUGGAAAAUGUAGCUUUUAUUGUCUUUACAGUUUUUUGUUUGUUUUCAUUUUGGUAAUAUUUUCACAAAGUGUACAUUAUCAAAAUUCUUUACAAAAUUAUCAAAACUCUUAAUACAAAAAUCCAAACUGAUCACACUUAUAACACAGCUAGUCAUUCUUUCAAAACCUGAUCCCAUGCUUUCAUUACAGUUAUACACAUUUUCAGUUCACAUAAUCACAAACACAAGAUUAUUGUAAUAUGUAAUAAAAACAUUUGGUUUAAUCACUGAAACACAACAGUAUGAGCUUACACUUACGUUACCUAACUUAUUUAAUUGAAUCCAUAAUGAUUGUAAUAGUAUCUAUCCAGUGUGUUAUCAAAAGGUAUGAUGAAGUAUGACAAGUCCAUGAGGUUUUGUGCUAGAACAGAGUUUGCUGGCAGAGAGUGUUUGUGCCAUAUGACUGAAUAUAUACUGUAGUUGACCUUUAUAAGAGUGAGUUAAAGUAAUGUGGCAUACAAUGAUACGUGAUCUCUACCAUGGUAAUCUGUUUACAGUAUCACAUACAUACUGUAAUGUAAAAUGUGAUGCAACCUGUCUUCCUUCUUCUGAUGCAUCUGUGAACAUUAUGAAGUUAUACAGUCAUUGACCUUACUCUGUUGUACUCUAUUUGUACCCCAUUGUACUGUACUCUAUAAUCCUGCUCAAUGUUCAUAUUCAUAAAUUGCAAAUCUCCCUGUCUCACACACACACACACACACACACACACACACUUUGAACAUAGUGGUUAUCUAAGAUAAUUUGCUUAAAAUGUAAAAAGAAUUCAUUACAUUUGAUUAUCCAUAUCUGAAAUUGUAAACAAAGUAGAACCUAUAUCUAUAGAAAUCUAUAGAUGUAGGCCUACUUAAUGAUUUGAUUAACCUGGAUUAAAUCUGAUCAGUUGGAUUAAAUACUAGACAAAUGUAUUAAACUGAAUGAAAAGCGAUGCGCAUCAAAAGUUUGAUAGUAGCAUUAUAAAUGGCAGUUACUGUGAAUGAAAUGUUUAUAAAACACUUAUUUUGUGUUGUGAAAGGGAUACUUUGUGGUUUUGUGUGUUGUACUAACACAAUAAAAAAAAUGCUUAAAUGUUUGAAAAA